Molecule: messenger RNA, 2179 nt
Organism: Cladocopium goreaui
Lineage: Eukaryota; Dinophyceae; Suessiales; Symbiodiniaceae
Source: the annotation of a GenBank genome assembly
UUCAACAUGUCGUUUGCAAGCCCCGGUGGCUCACAGUCGCAGCCACAGUCACCACGGCCAUUGCUUAGCAUCGGUCAGUGGAGUCUGGAUGAACCGACGACGCCAUUUCGUUCCAAGUCGGUGUAUUGCUCGCCUCUGCGGAAGUCACUGGGCGCAACUGCUUCGUUGAGGAUCAACGGGAGCGAGCCAAUUCGCUGUGAAAAGGCAUCGCAUUUUUUGGAAGCAGCUCGUUCUACAGCCAACUUUCUAGAGAAGAGUAGCAUCCUAAAUGACUUGUCUGCUUUGGACAUCGCGGAUGACGUGGAGGGUCUGGAUGAGGAAAAGUGGAAUCUUCAAGUUGUUCAGAAAAGGUUGCAGGUGAGGGAAGCCUUCAUCGUGGAAAGUUUCGCCACACGUCGCUUAAAGGAAUGCCUUCAACAGCCAACCGACGACGAGCGACGAUGGCCCAUUAUCGAAGAUGCAGUGGAAGCAGGCGAAAUUGCGCUUCCAAAGCUGAAAGAAGCACAGCUGAGUCAAUCCAAAAAACUCGCUGGACGACUCAAGAUGACUUUGAAUCAAUGGCAGCUGGGGGUCAUGAAUCGCUUGGAUGAGGUCGUUGAGGCCCAAGACCUCGAGCUGCUGGAGGAUCUGCAUCCAUGGAUUGAGCGCAGCCGCCUGGAUCAGCGGCCCGAUGCAGCGUCCCUGUUGCAGGAAAUUGAUCGUUUGCUCAAUGCCUUCGAUGCUCUCAAGACGGCAUUGGAGGUGGGCACAGGUCCAGCCUUUCGCGCAGCUCUGUGGGCUUCCGAAGAAGCUGGGCUUCGAGCAGAUCGCUGCGAGAUGUUGCAGCGGGUUGAUCUUGGCUAUGGGCCGAUUCGUAGCCGAAAUACUGCGCGCUGGGCGAUGUUGGGAGCGUGUGCUGCUGGCAGCAAAGUGCUCCUGGAGGGUGCCCUUCCUGCUUGUGAAGAAGCUGGACUGAACGUGGAGCCCAUCCAGAACGCACUCGGCAAAUUCGAUAGCCGAUUCUUUGAGAGAUUGUCCCAACUGGCUCAGCUGACUCGAGCGGCGAGAACCGAAGAUGUGAAGCAACUGGAGGCUGCUCUAUCAAAAUGCAAGCUGGAUGAGAGCAAACUUGGGAAGAAAACCGAUUUGGAAAAACUCGUGGCAGAGGUGCGCUCUGGAGCCUUGCAGACCCUCUUCGAUGCCAAGCAAAAAGCCAAAGUGCAUGAAGAAAUCAAGGUCUCUUUAACCAAGAGCAGCACCCAAGUGCUGAAAGAUUUGCCAACGAAGAUGAAGGAAGCGGCCAAGCUGAGGAUGUCACAAGAUCUCCGCCAAGCCUCUAGCACGUAUCGUCGGGCUUUGCUGGAGAACCAAAUCAAAAGUGCCAUCAGCUUGUCGGACUCUCAUGCCUUGCGGAGCGUUCUCGCAAAAGCUGAGCAUUCUGACCUCGAAGGCAUGGAGGAGAUCUUGACCAGUGGCCGUGCAGCACUACAUGAGAUGUCGCACUUGGAGGCUGCGCGGGCAAUCGUCAGUGGAGCCGUGAGCGUAAAAGACUUGGAGACUGACUUCGACAAGCUGAUCAAGGAUAACUUCCCUGACGGACUGAAGCCACAAAGCUCUCUACGACGAGUGCAGGCGGAAUUUGGUUCCAUGAAAGCCAAGCUGGAGGAACUUCAAACCCUUUUGGAGACUCCCUUGGCAUUUGAAAACAACAACACCCUCUUGCAGGAGACAGGGAUGAGACAGAUGCGUUUGGUGUUGGACAUCCUGCGGGUGCACCCGUACUUCGCCAUCUCCAUUGAAUAUGGACAAGCACACCUCGCAGGCGAAAGAGCCAAAGCUGUUCUGGAGCUCUUCAAGAAGGGCUGCCGAAAUCCACUGUCAAAGAAACAGCUCAAGGAGAAGUCAAAGGUCGUGAGAAUGAGUUGCCAAAUGGACAAGUGCACCCCAGAGCUCAAAUCGACUUUGGGCAAAAUGCUCAUCAAGUGUGCAAUUUAGAUGCCUUCGGGACGAAUGGCUGAUGCUCUGAGCACGGAAAAUGUCACAGUGACACAGUGGUAAAUGUCGCAAUACACAUUCAAAUGUGGUCGAGAACUGUCACGGAGCAGCUUCAAAGAAGCACUUCUGUGACUUUGUUGGUCUGAAAUGGCUAUGAUAUCUAUGAUCGUGCUCUUUGGCCUGAAAUGCAACUGCUCAGUGAUAU